CAGAAGCAGCAGCAGCAGCCACAGCAGCAGCAGCCGCAGCAGCAGCAGCCGCAGCAGCCACAGCAGCAGCGAUGCUUUGCCGGAUGCACCUUGCACCAUUCGCCUCCAGCUCCCUGGCCAGCCGGCUGGGCACAGUGAGGACCCUCUGGCCACAUGCAGAGACCAUCUUCACCGAGCUGCAGCAGGAGAUGGAGAAAGCUCGGGAGUUCAUGAGCAGCUUCGAGCAGCUCCUGAGCAACCACGGAGCCAUGGCCAUGGAGCACAGCCCGAGCACCAGCAUGACCCUGACCCAGAGCUCUGGGGACGGCUUCUCUGUCUGCCAGGACGUGAAGAACUUCGCUCCCGAGGAGCUGUCGGUGAAGGUGGUGGGCAGGAAGGUGGUGCUGGUGGGGCAGAAGGAGACACAGAACGUGGAUGAGAAGGGCUCCUUCUCCUACAAGUACGAGGUGCUGAAGCGGGAGUGGGACGUGCCCGAGGAGGUGGACGCCGAGGCGCUGACCUGCUCCCUGUCCAAGGAUGGGCAGCUCCACAUCGAGGCCCCCAAGCUGGCACUCCCAGCUGCUCCCGAGAGGAGUGUGCCCAUCCAGGUCAGCCCUGCUGCCCCACAGACCGGACCAACUUCUGAGAAUGGAGCCAACAAAGCCCAGGUGUGAGAAGAUGGGACCCGAUGGCCACGGCAGGACCGGAGCAGACAGGAGCAAGUCUCGGGUUGAAGCCCAGACAAGCUCCAUCAGCAAUGAUGUAAUUUUUUUCACUAAACUGGAAUGGUUUUGUAUCCAAUAAAAAUACUUUUGCAUUGAA
Haemorhous mexicanus (house finch) is the source of this 801-nucleotide messenger RNA. Its product is annotated as heat shock protein 30C-like. The transcript has a single exon. Gene Ontology annotation, molecular function: protein folding chaperone. Bases 72 to 653 code for a protein of 193 amino acids. Gene Ontology annotation, biological process: response to heat; protein refolding. The record is from RefSeq and is a predicted model, not a curated record. Lineage: Eukaryota; Metazoa; Chordata; Aves; Passeriformes; Fringillidae.